Messenger RNA from Solea solea (common sole), 1178 nucleotides. It is a transcript of the gene tmem119b, whose product is annotated as transmembrane protein 119b. Gene Ontology annotation, cellular component: plasma membrane. Gene Ontology annotation, biological process: positive regulation of osteoblast differentiation; positive regulation of bone mineralization; positive regulation of osteoblast proliferation. The record is from RefSeq and is a predicted model, not a curated record. Lineage: Eukaryota; Metazoa; Chordata; Actinopteri; Pleuronectiformes; Soleidae. The transcript is spliced from 3 exons. The coding region runs from base 209 to 1084 and encodes 291 amino acids.
AACUGCAGAAGUGGCGUGGCUCUGUGCUCUGUGCUCUGUGCUGUGUGCUCUGUGCUCUCUCGCUUUCUCAGUUCACUUUUUCCAGACUGCUUUCACUCAUCCAUCCUCCUCCAUCAGACACGAGUCCUACUGUGAAUGAAACCUGGACAUUCCAGAUUUCAUCCAAAUGGUCAGAGAAGUGUGAAGAUUCAGAUCCUGCGGGGAAACCAUGCUCCCGAUGGCCCUUCAUCAGAUUGGCAUGUGCCUGGUGCUUUGCCUCAGCAGCAGUUUGGCUACACCUCAGUCUCUUUACAGUUCCCUAGAGGGAAGUGCAGAUGAGGAAGACCUCAGUAGCUCUGCUUCCUCCAUGCCCACCACCUCCCUUUUCUACGAGUACCACACCACACCUGUCGGCCACACCCUCGUGGAAACGGACUUCUUGAGCCAGGUUGUGAACUUUCUGGAGGAGAACAUGCUCCUCAUCCUCGUCACAACCUCUUUCACCCUCCUUGUCUUCCUCGCCAUCUGUGGAGCCAUAUUCAUGAGCCGCAGGAGAAAGGUCAAUGCCUACUACCCUUCCUCCUUCCCUACAAAGAUGUAUGUGGACCACAGGGACAAAACUGGAGGAGCUAAGCCCUUUCAUGAAGUGCCAGAAAAACCAUCUCCUAAGCAGGAAAGUGAGCCAGUGGACUCUCACAAGCAGCUCCAAGCAGACAUCAUGAGGGCUGCCAAGAGCCUGCGCACGCCAAACAAAUCUGCUGAUGCCGCAGAAGGAAGUGAAAACAGUCAGAAAGUAGCAGACCGCAGUCCUGAAGACAGCCUUAAACCACAUGGCAACAUCCUGGAUCAACAGCUACCACGUUUCCCCGAGGAGAAGGCGCCUUGUGAACUCUCCGACAACGAAGCACCCACAGCAGGAGGCGGCACAGAGCAGAUUCCUCCAGAGCAGCCUCGACCAGAGGAAGAUGAUUCAGAGCAGCCUCAACCAGACAAAGAUGAUUCCCAGGCACCUUUGAUUGGCAGGAGUCUCCGGCCCUCCUCUCUGCACAUUCACAAUGAUUCUGCUACACUUCAGCUGAUCGAAGGAGAGAAAACUGCUUUCUAACUCCUCAAAAGUACUGUGAACAGACUACUGCUUUGAAUCCACGUGUGGCAAUUUGUAAAAUAAACCUCAAAUGUAUCUGCAGAUUUACAGAGAA